GGAGGUCCCGUAUGUUGUGACUGAAAGUGCAAGUUUUUGAGUUGGUCGUCUUCCGCUGGUCAUUAAAAAUCGGUCAAAGAUUUGAAAAAAGAAGUAACAUCCCUCAAAAUUCCUAUUUUAAGCCUAUGGCGUAUCUAGCCAUUCCAUUUUUUGAGCUUUUGUCUAAGUUUUUAGGUGAGGACGUACGCAAAUGAAGCCAAGUUAACCUUGAAGCGCGAAGUUUGCUUGAAUAAAGGUUAAGAGAGUCGGUGAAGAUUGAUGAGAAGUCAUCGUAUCAUGGGGCAGUCACCGAGUCGCCGGGCAAGUUCUUCUUCAACUAGAGACGAAGCAACAGAGAAUAAUGGGGAGUGUAGUCUACAUUCACCUACGCUAUCAGAGCCCAGUAUGGAUUCCUCUCUAGAACAAGCUUGUAGCUCACACUCUAAAGAUAUUGUUUCUCCUUAUAUAAAAUGGCUGGGUAUGGAAGCAAAGCAACAACAGAAGCACAUCCAACAUGCAAAAAACUGUAUCUUGUCUCCUUUCCUAUUUAAAAGGAAAAAUGAAUAUAGUGAAAAGAUUUUAGUUUGGCUUCAUCAGAGGGACCUGUUGCCAAACUCAAGGAGUUUUGACUGCUUAACUGACAAACACAUUGAGGUGUGUGACUAUGCUGAGGAGGUUGCAGAUUUAAUUCUUUCGGAAAUGACCCGACAAGAGUUUCUAUAUGAUGUUUUCCAAGUAUCAGAACAACUGAAAGAGUGUAACCUUCUAACUGAAGUCCUGUGCAUUGCAGAAGACAGUGAACUUGUUAAACUAUUAUGGUGUAGUUCUACAUGGAGCGACAAACUACGUAAAGAAGAUCUUCUGCUGGUUUUGAUGUCUGUUUUGAAUCAAGCCUUAUAUCACAUCACCAUGGCGAGCGACAAGUCAUGUGAUCACUUGGCUAACUUUGAAAAGAAAACUGAAAGACAUGACGAGAUCUGUGAGGGUUUACGAUUGAGGGGAAACCAGUACUUCAAGGAUAAACAAUUCAAACAGGCCUCUGUAUUCUACACAAAAGCCAUCAAUCUUAAACCCUUCGAUGCUGUUCUUUACAGCAACAGAGCUCAGACCUACUUAAACACCACACAGUUUAGAGAGGCAUUAUCAGAUGCUAGACGAGCUAUAUGUCUGAAUCCAACAUGGGAAAAGGGUCACUAUAGGUAUGCAAGGGCAUACUAUGAGCUUGGAUAUUAUGAGAAGGCAGUGGCAGUAAAUGAACAUGCACUCAAAAGGUGCUCAGAGACAAGGGAGUUGCUGCACCAAGCAGACGAGUUUGCUAAAGCCAUUGCUGGUGCCACAGCAGUCAUGUGCUCCUCUUCUCAUCAGUCUUCGCAAGACAGACACACCAGCCAAUCUACUUCAUCUAAAUACAAGACCAAGAAAGCUAAACUUGGGGGUAGAAGUUCCUCAUCUAACUCCAAGCGUAAAAGGCUUGACAGUCUGGGGAAACAUAGACAACUACCACAUCUGAGUGAUGAGGACAGUGAUGAUGAUAUGCCAGAGCUUCUCCCUGACUCUGUUGGGGACAAUCCAAGACAUGACCUGCUGCCUGACGAAGAUGAUGGCAUUGAGUGUACUUGUGAAUACUGCACAGACCAGGCAGAGUUUGACUCUUUUCCUUCAUUUGUCAAUGGACCAUCACUGUGUGACUGUGUUGGAAAUGAUUGUGAUGAUGAUGAUGAUGAUUCAUCUGAAUCAUCUGAUUUACCACUGCUUCAUUCAGAUUUUGAAGAUGAUGACAACAAUGACAGCGAUGUUGACGAUCAUGACAAUGAAGAAGAUGAUCAUGACGAGUUACCAUUCAUGGGACCAUUUGGCAGAGUGCCUCACCCGACUGAGCUGUUUAUCGGCGGAGCGUUAGUGCUGGAUCUUAUUCGUCAGUUCCUGGAAGCACACCCUGAGAUGGAGGGGGAUGACACUCCUCCUGGUGCCCUGCCAGAGGUUAUAGAAUCCCUCCCAAGGAUCAAGAUCACUACGCAGCACACAGACAAUGGGUCGUCUUGCCCUAUAUGUCAGUGUGAUUUUGAAGUUGGCGAAGAAGCUGCACGUCUACCGUGUAAUCACACCUACCAUCUGCCCUGCGUCACUACCUGGCUGAAAAUGCAUGCCACGUGUCCAACAUGUCGUGACGUUUUGCCACACUAGACGAACUUAUACCUGCACGAAUCAAGCCAGAGGAACUCUGAAUCGUAACCAAAUGGGGAUGAGACACGCUUGCUAGGCUUGCGUCCUGCUGGGAGUUGUUCAGUUUCUACAGCAAGUUCAAAGUACCAGUAGGCAUGCAGUCCUUACCGGCUACUCCUCCCAUUACAUGGUGCUAGCCGCUAGUCUCGCGCUUUGCGCUUUGUUCUGUCUUACACAAGAACCACGUUAUCGUUCACUGUUUUGUUGCACAGCUCUGCUUAUUUCGGCUGUUAGCUUCAGAGAAUGUGCCAGAUUUCUGAAACAUUGCUGGAAGUGACACGGGAGCAAAAAUGUGGGUCGCGUUUGUUGCGCUUUUUCAAGUUCGUGAGC
Nematostella vectensis (starlet sea anemone) is the source of this 2532-nucleotide messenger RNA. RefSeq lists its product as uncharacterized. The transcript is spliced from 20 exons. Gene Ontology annotation, molecular function: protein binding. The record is from RefSeq and is a predicted model, not a curated record. Bases 259 to 2163 code for a protein of 634 amino acids. NCBI's taxonomy places the organism in Eukaryota, Metazoa, Cnidaria, Anthozoa, Actiniaria, Edwardsiidae.